Anneissia japonica is the source of this 1347-nucleotide messenger RNA. Its product is annotated as aqualysin-1-like. Gene Ontology annotation, biological process: proteolysis. Gene Ontology annotation, molecular function: serine-type endopeptidase activity. Bases 47 to 1162 code for a protein of 371 amino acids. The transcript is spliced from 7 exons. The record is from RefSeq and is a predicted model, not a curated record. NCBI's taxonomy places the organism in Eukaryota, Metazoa, Echinodermata, Crinoidea, Comatulida, Comatulidae.
CCACGUUUGGAAUUACACUCAAUCGGUUGAUACACAACGUGACAAGAUGCGUGCCUUCUUCGUACUCCUCCUCGCUACCGUUGCAUGGGCAAAGCUUGCCCCCCUCCAUUCCCACGGAGCCGACAGAAUCCCAGGCAAAUACAUCAUCGGACUCAAGGAUGAUGUCGAAGUAGACUCUCUGGUCUUUGCGACUGGUGACUUCAAAGCCAAGAUCCUCAAACGAUUCCGAAACCUGAAGGCUGUCGUUGCUGAACUUGACGACAAGGCUCUUGAUAUCGUCCGAAACCUUGAUGAGAUCGAGUACGUAGAAGAAGAUAGUAUUGUCAGAGCUAGCGCUGUCACAUGGGGCCUGGAUCGUGUCGAUCAAAGGAAUCUGCCAUUGGAUGGUGGAUUCUCUGUCAGCGGAACCGGUAGUGGUGCCAAUAUCUACGUCAUCGAUACUGGCAUCAACCCAACCCAUAAUGACUUUGGUGGACGUGCAGCCGUAGCUUACGAUGCCAGAGGCGGUGAUGGUGUUGACUGCAACGGACAUGGAACCCAUUGUGCUGGAACCACUGCCAGCAACACCUGGGGUGUUGCCAAGGGUGCCAAGGUAUAUGGUGUCCGAGUUCUCGGAUGCCUUGGAUCUGGUAGCAACAGUGAUGUUGUAGAAGGUAUUGAUUGGGUUGCCUCAAAUGCUAAGCACCCUGCUGUGGCAUCGAUGUCUCUUGGCGGAGGUGCUUCACUUUCUACCGACAGAGCUAUUACUCGUCUCGCUAGUGCUGGUGUCGUCGUUUCCGUCGCCGCAGGAAACGAUAACGCUGAUGCUUGCAACUACUCGCCCGCCAGAAGCAGUGAUGCCAUCACUGUCGGAGCUACCACUAUUGCCGGUACAUGGUCCUCUCGUGAUGAAAGAUCCUCCUUCUCCAACUACGGCAGCUGUGUCGAUAUCUUCGCUCCAGGUUCUGACAUCACGUCAACAUGGCACAACAGCAACACUGCCACCAACACCAUCAGUGGCACCUCCAUGGCUUGCCCACACGUCUCUGGUGUUGCUGCAGUUCAUCUCGGUAACGGAUACAGUGCUUCGGCUACUAGCUCCAAAAUCAUUAGCGAUGCAACUGCAAAUGCCGUAAGCGACGUUGGUUCUGGAUCUCCAAAUCUCCUCCUCUAUUUGGCAUAGGCCUAAACAGAUAGGCUACAUUUCAGCUAAACAUUUCUAGAAUCUAGAAUGUAAACGGGGCUGUUAUCAACAGCCAUCCUCAAUUAUAAUACGAUAUUUAAUCAACUUCAAAACAUUUUGAAAACAUGCAAAUGUAAUUUUAUGAUCUGAUAUGAUAUAAUAAAAUAUUCUUAAUGAGUAUACCA